AUGAUAGUUUACGUUCUUGAGUUAGCUGAUGGUCAUUAUUAUGUUGGGCGUAUCGAUAAUUUAACGGCGCGACUAGAAGCGCAUGCAAAUGGGCGUGGCUCUGAAUGGACUAAACAAUACCCGACGAUCCAACUAAAAGGAACGUAUGAGGAAACUUCCCCGUUCUACGAAGAUAUGAUCACAAAAAUAAUGAUGGCCAAAUACAGGAUCAGCAAAGUUCGUGGUGGUAGCUACUCACAAGUGUUUCUUCCAAAGUCAAAGCAUUUUGCAAUUGUAUCUGAGUUACGCGGAGCUAAAGGAACGUGCUUCCGCUGUGGUGGGUCACACUUUGUUCGCAGUUGCAAGGAACCUAGAACAGAUGUAGGCGAUCCGCCAGAAGAAAUGGUAGAAGAAUCAGGGCUUGCGUAUCGUUUGUUGCAAGUGCACAUCGUAAAGCAACCAGAGCAAUAA
Phytophthora sojae is the source of this 450-nucleotide messenger RNA. RefSeq lists its product as hypothetical. The transcript has a single exon. Bases 1 to 450 code for a protein of 149 amino acids. The record is from RefSeq and is a predicted model, not a curated record. NCBI's taxonomy places the organism in Eukaryota, Oomycota, Peronosporomycetes, Peronosporales, Peronosporaceae.